AUGGUCGAAGAUAUCUCCCAAGCAGAGGGGUUGAUUCCGAAAGAAUUCGGACAAGACGCCAUUGAGAUUCCCGGUUCACGAGCUCUGUUGGACAAGCUCGAAGAGCACCUUGUUCCAUGGUCUAUCGUUACCUCGGGCACGCGACCUCUUGUGCAAGGCUGGCUCGAUGUCAUGAAGCUGGCGCACCCCAAGAAUCUCGUAACGGCAGAAGAUGUGCCCAACGGCAAGCCAGACCCGGCGCCCUACCAGAUGGGUGCAAAGAAGCUGGGGCUCCAAGAAAACAAAUCUUCCAUCAUUGUCUUCGAAGAUGCGCCUGCAGGCGUCAAGUCUGGAAAGGCAGCAGGGUUCGUCGUAGUGGGACUUUACACCACACAUACGCUAGAACAGCUGAUAGAAGCUGGCGCAGAUUACAUUGUCAAGGACAUGCGCAGUGUCACGCUGACAUCAUGGGACAAAGCAACAGGGCAAGGAGACAUACAGAUCGCAGAUGCCUUAGUCUAA
This is a messenger RNA of Alternaria infectoria, 501 nucleotides long. RefSeq lists its product as uncharacterized. The coding region runs from base 1 to 501 and encodes 166 amino acids. The transcript is spliced from 2 exons. The record is from RefSeq and is a predicted model, not a curated record. NCBI's taxonomy places the organism in Eukaryota, Fungi, Ascomycota, Dothideomycetes, Pleosporales, Pleosporaceae. Gene Ontology annotation, molecular function: beta-phosphoglucomutase activity; sugar-phosphatase activity.